Molecule: messenger RNA, 2651 nt
Organism: Owenia fusiformis
Lineage: Eukaryota; Metazoa; Annelida; Polychaeta; Sabellida; Oweniidae
Source: the annotation of a GenBank genome assembly
GUUGCAUUGGUAGAUUCAGUGUAAUGUUUUAUCUUUUAUCAACUUACAUUGGCUUGGUGAAUGCCACAUCACAUGAACACUAAAUACAGACAUAGCAGUAGUCAUAGUCUUAGACUGCAAAAUGUGGGAACACCCUAAGCACAUUCAUACAAAGAUGAGUAAUAUCCGCCAGCGUCGCAGCAAACUCUCCAACUCAACCUCCAAGCAGACAAAUGACACUCACACGAGAGAAGAGACAUUAGAUAAAGGAAAGAACAGAGUGAAGAAAACAUGCGAAGAGGAAUUAGAAACAGUUGAAGAACAACGAGGAUUAGUAUGGAGGUUCCUGUUAACACCGAGUCUUGUGAUUGGUGUGAUAUUAUGUGUAGUACUUGGAUGGGUGAACUCAAGAUAUAUGUCAACUCUCCAUGAGAAUGAUAUGUGGUUCUCCAAUAUACAGGAAGUUGAGAGGGAAAUCUCAUUCCGUACAGAACAGGGACUUUACUAUUCCUACUACAAACAAAUGAUCAAAGCGCCAUCUAUUCAGCAAGGUCUGUAUGAGCUGACACAUGAUAAUAUCACAGAACAUCUACGCACCAUCAACAUAUUGCAUAGAUUUAAUAUUUACCAGGAAAUCCUUCUCAGCAUUAUAUACAGACUUACAUCAGUAAAGAACUAUUUUGAGCCAGUCUAUUUCUACAUCAAUACCAUAUUUGGUCUUCAUGGGUUGCUUGUUGCUGCCAUCUAUGUGACAUCCUGGGCACUAAGUGGUUCUUGGCUCAGUGGAGUUCUGACUGCAUUGUUCUACAUAUUUAACAGGCUAGACACAACAAGGGUGGAAUAUGUUAUACCCCUGAGGGAAUGCUUCUCUCUUCCUUUCCUAUGGACACAGAUCAUGUUCAUUAACUUCUUUUUUCAACCCAAGUCAACAUCAAGGCUCAAACAGAAAUUGUAUAUAGUAGGUAUGUCUCUGUGCACAUUUUGCUUUUGUGUGACAUGGCAGUUCAACCAAUUUGUUCUGCUGCUUCAAGCCAUGGCACUAUUUGGCGUAGGAAUGUUAGAAAUAGUCCCUAUAUACAAGGUUUGCACUGUGUUCCUGAUCCAGGCCUGUAGUCUGCUUCUCGUGUGUGCCAUGCAGUUCAUCAAUGUGAUGAUCAUUGGAUCUCUUGUUUUGAGCUUCAUUCCCGCAGCUUUCGUUGUCUUUUAUAUCAAGCAAAAGAUUCCUGUGAGAAACAUAGUGUUAAGGGUGUUCCUGUUACUAUUUUAUAUAAUCCUGGUGCUCUUUUGUAUGGUUGGGAUCAACUGGCUCAUAAAGUGUGUAGUUGAGAUACAGGCUGAUGAACAUAUCUACAAGUUUGUUCUCUACAAGUUUGGAUUUGGAGAUCCAAGGGAUUUUGAUACAAAAUUGUACAUCUGUAAUGGAGCAUUUGAGUUCAUGGAUAGCAGUAUUCUGACACGUACUACUGAGAAUGGUUUUAUGUUCCCUCUUUAUAUAUCUACUCAUGUCAUAUUACUGGGAAUGCUAGCAGUCACUGUAUUACAGAAAUACUGGUCUCCUGUCCAAGAAGGUAAAGAAGCAAAAGAUGACAGUUUACUUUCUAACAGACCAGAGUUAGCAUUCCAUGCAAUUCAAAUCGUGUUUUUUGCUGCUAUGGGGAUUACUACUCAGCGAAUGAAGUAUCUCUGGACUCCUUAUAUGUGCAUAUUUGCAAGUAUUGGGAUCACUGACUACCAUAUAUGGAGUUGCCUAAUUAAAAAACUGAACAAGUCAGAAAUAGCUAUCCAGUUACUCCGGCACUUAACAGCAAUAUUGGUCAUCUCUGCUGUGCUUUAUAAGUGCUUACCUCCUGUGCUAAAGGACUUGGAAGAGCUUAGGGAGUUCUAUGACCCAGAUACUGUAGAGCUUAUGGAUUGGAUAAAGAAGGCCACUCCAAAACAGGCAGUGUUCUCAGGCAGCAUGCAACUUUUGGCAGGAGUCAAGUUGUGCACUGGAAGAUCUCUGACCAAUCACCCUCACUAUGAAGAUAAACAACUCAGAGAGAGAACAAAAGAGUUAUACCAGUACUAUGGAAAACGAUCUCCAGAUGAUGUUUAUAAGAUUAUGAAGAAAUAUGAUGUAGGCUACAUAAUACUUGAAGACAGUAUAUGCUUGGCCAGGAAGUCUGACCAUUGUACCACCACUGAUAUCAUCAAUAUAGACAAUGGCUAUACAAUGGCUAUAUACCAGAAGAUGGAACAAGGUUUCCAGGUUCAGUUAAAGCUAAAUAUCCAUCCUUUUGUGAUGAAGUUAGGCAUGGUCAUGGAAAAUAUGGAAAAUACUUUAAACUAGUAUUUGAGAACAGAACGUUUAGAGUGUACAAAAUAAUGCAUUGACUCUAAAACGAAAUUAAAACAAGGACGUUUAUGAACUCUGCCAUAAGAAACCUUUCCACAACAGUUAUAAAAAAACUCCACCCAUAAAUUAUAAUAAAAAACUCCACCUAUGAAUGAUUAUUAGAAAUUCCACCUAUGAACAAUUAUACGAAACUCCACCUAUGAACAAUUAUGAGAAACACCACCUAUGAACAAUUAUGAGAAACACCACCUAUGAACAAUUAUGGGAAACACCACUAUGAAUGAAAAACUGAAAUUUAAUAAAAAGCUCCACAAUUCUCCAUAAUGGAACAAUUGAA